AUGAACAGUAUCCAUCGGCAGAGCGAAGACACUAUACAAGCAAAAUGGUACACACGAGCUGCCUUCUCAUCCCGGACGCAGUCGCUGCCAAAUACUGCGCCAUUGAUUGAUAUUGGAUUGAUGAAAACACAUGGAAAAUGUCUCCCAUUCGACAUCCAAUUCCAACCAAUUCAAGUGGACAACAUGGUAUUCCACUUUCCGCUUCCACCAAGUCCAAAGCCGUCGCUACAAGAGGCUUCCCCGGCGGAUAGUGCUGUGCAUAUGCCUGACCUCUUGACCGAAAUGUCGAACUCGAUAGAAGGCGAAACGAAUAAAAAGACCCAAAGGCGAACAAGAAAAACAGCGUCGACUCAUACAAAAAGAAAAACUACCCAUGUUCGGCCACCGACUCUGGAUCUGCAGCCAUGCGACGCAUCGCUAUCGCCAAACAACAAGACUCCGAUCACACCAGACAUGCGCAGCGUGAAUAACGAGCGCCAACAAGCAUUAAACCAGCUGGAGCACGCCACUCGGCCAGUGCACCCCAAUGACAAUGUGCAGUGGAAGCCCGCGGAUGACAUCAAACGACAACUUGCAGGCACACCAGAGAAUCAGAAACCACUGCCUCUCAAAGUCGGCCGUCCACCAGCCGGUCGUCCAGCGCCACAAAAAGCGAACCGAAAUGAAGAGAUCAACCCCGACUUCCACAAAGCAUCGGAUGCCCUUCGCCGUCGCGCCGCCAGCAUCCGGCGUCGACGACCCGAAGGCGACUCGGACCGGUACUCCAAACAUCGCAAAAUGCUUUCACGACAACAUAGUCUGAACAGCAACAAAGCCCAAAUCCUGUUGGGGAUCCAACAACAACAUCAUCAUCAUCGUCAUCCCGAAAAAUCCCCCAUUGAACAACUCUUCGAUCAAGCCGUUUUAGAAUUCCAACAACACUCUCCCGAAAUCGCGGAAGAGAAAAUCUCCCAACAACGCCCUCCUCCUCCUCUUCCUCCUCUUCCUACUCCUCCUCCAUCGUGCGGCAAGGACAGCGAGCGGUGGGCAAAUCGCAGCCAGAGGAGAGGCGUGUUGGAUGAACAGACGUUUUAUACGCCGGGAAAUGCGUGGUGGCCGACGGCGCAAGUGCACGUCAGUACGAGGAGUCGGGAUGGAAAUUAUCAUUAUCAGAAUCGCAAUAGGGAAGUGAAGAUUGGUUCGGCGGCGUUGGCGAAUCGUUUGGGUUUACCUUUGGGCUCGGGGGCGCAUUUGGGGGAAAUUGGUGGAAGGGAUCGCUGA
Messenger RNA from Sphaerulina musiva SO2202, 1260 nucleotides. RefSeq lists its product as uncharacterized. The transcript has a single exon. The coding region runs from base 1 to 1260 and encodes 419 amino acids. The record is from RefSeq and is a predicted model, not a curated record. NCBI's taxonomy places the organism in Eukaryota, Fungi, Ascomycota, Dothideomycetes, Mycosphaerellales, Mycosphaerellaceae.